AUGGAAAGAUUCCUGGGUUUCACCCAUAACCACUGUUUCAUCGUGCUGUUCUUCAUCGCCCAGAGCCCACUGGGCCUGGCCCAGUAUGAACACUGGCCCUACCUCCCUGGUUACCCUGAGCCACCCCCACAAGUGUACCAGCCCCCCCAGAGACCAGUGAACGUUCCCAAGAUCCAGCUGCGGCUUGCAGGGCAGAAGAGAAAACACAACGAAGGCAGAGUGGAGGUGUUCUACAGUGGCGAGUGGGGCACGGUCUGCGAUGACGACUUCUCCAUCCACGCGGCGCACGUCGUCUGCAGGGAGCUGGGCUACGUGGAGGCCGUAUCUUGGCUACCGAGCUCCAAGUAUGGAAAAGGAGAAGGGAGAAUUUGGAUGGACAAUGUCCACUGUACUGGCAAGGAGACCACCCUGGCAGCAUGCACUUCCAACGGCUGGGGAGUGACCGACUGCAAACACACCGAAGACGUGGGAGUAGUCUGCAGUGAAAAGCGAAUCCCUGGCUUCAAGUUUGACAACUCAUUGCUUAACCAAAUAGAGAACAUGAACAUCCAGGUGGAGGACAUACGGAUCCGUGCCAUCCUCGCCACCUACCGCAAGCGGGUGCCCGUCACGGAGGGUUACGUGGAGGUGAAAGACGAAGGGACCUGGAAGCAGAUCUGCGACAAGCACUGGACCAUGAAAAACUCCCGCGUCGUCUGUGGCAUGUUUGGAUUCCCGAGCGAGAGGAAAUACAACACCAACGUCUACAAGAUGUUUGCCAGCAGAAGGAAGCAGCAUUACUGGGCUUACUCAAUGGAUUGCAGUGGGAACGAGGCUCACAUCUCCAGCUGCAAACUGGGCAAUCACCUCAAUGUGGAUGCGGAGAAGAACGCGACGUGUGAGAACGGGAUGCCAGCCGUCGUCAGCUGCGUCCCCGGGCGCGCCUUUGCCCCCAGCAGCCACAGCGGCUUCCGAAAAGCCUUCAGGCAGGAGCAACCACUGGUGAGGCUGAAAGGAGGAGCCAACACCGGCGAAGGACGAGUUGAAGUGCUGAAGAACGGGGAGUGGGGAACGGUUUGUGACGACAACUGGAACCUGGUGUCCGCCAGCGUGGUGUGCCGAGAGCUGGGAUUUGGGAGCGCCAAGGAAGCGAUAACGGGCGCGAGGCUCGGGCAAGGCAUGGGUCCCAUCCACCUGAACGAAAUUGACUGUACGGGCUUUGAGAAGUCGGUCACGGACUGCAAGUUCAACACGGAGUCGCAGGGCUGUAACCACGAGGAAGACGCUGCUGUGAGAUGCAACGUCCCAGCGAUGGGUUUCCAGAAUCAGCUGCGUCUGAGCGGCGGCCGCAACCCCUACGAGGGCCGGGUGGAGGUCCUGGCAGAGCGCAACGGCACGCUGAAGUGGGGCACGGUCUGCAGCGAGAACUGGAGCACGGUGGAGGCCAUGGUGGUGUGUCGGCAGCUGGGCCUGGGGUUUGCCAGCCAUGCCUUCCAGGAAACCUGGUACUGGCAUGGAGACAUCAGCGCUGACAACGUAGUCAUGAGCGGCGUCAAGUGUUCGGGGACAGAGAUGUCCCUGGCCCACUGUCGUCACGACGGAGCCGACGUCUCCUGUCCCAGAGGAGGUGGCCGUUUUGGUGCUGGUGUGUCCUGCUCGGAGACUGCCCCUGACCUGGUGCUCAACGCCGAGCUGGUGGAGCAGACGGCCUACCUGGAAGACCGCCCCAUGUUCAUGCUGCAGUGCGCGCUCGAGGAGAACUGCCUGGCCAGCUCGGCCGUCAACACCUCCCUCACCUCGGGGUACCGGCGCCUGCUGCGCUUCUCCUCCCAGAUCCACAACAACGGCCAGUCCGACUUCCGCCCCAAUCCCCCCAAGACCGGCCGCCAUGCCUGGGUCUGGCACGACUGUCACCGGCAUUACCACAGCAUGGAGGUGUUCACCCACUACGACCUCCUCAACCUCAACGGAACCAAGGUGGCCGAGGGACACAAAGCCAGCUUCUGCCUGGAAGACACCGAAUGCGAAGCAGAUGUGCAAAAACAGUACGAAUGCGCCAAUUUUGGUGAGCAGGGCAUCACGGUGGGAUGCUGGGACGUGUACCGCCAUGACAUCGACUGCCAGUGGAUCGACAUUACUGACGUCCCCCCGGGAGAUUACCUCUUCCAG
Messenger RNA from Eurypyga helias (sunbittern), 2148 nucleotides. Its product is annotated as lysyl oxidase homolog 2-like. Gene Ontology annotation, molecular function: protein-lysine 6-oxidase activity; copper ion binding. The record is from RefSeq and is a predicted model, not a curated record. Gene Ontology annotation, biological process: peptidyl-lysine oxidation. Gene Ontology annotation, cellular component: membrane. NCBI's taxonomy places the organism in Eukaryota, Metazoa, Chordata, Aves, Eurypygiformes, Eurypygidae.